Molecule: messenger RNA, 768 nt
Organism: Magnolia sinica
Lineage: Eukaryota; Viridiplantae; Streptophyta; Magnoliopsida; Magnoliales; Magnoliaceae
Exons: 2
Coding region: 55-453 (132 amino acids)
Source: RefSeq, a predicted model, not a curated record
UCUUCCUCCCACGUUUCCAUCAGUAGAGAGAGAUCGAGAGAGAGAGAGAGAGAGAUGUCGAUACUGUGGGAGAAGAGCGAGACAUGGAGGUGGAUAGUCCGCAAGACACGGGACUCGAAGCCCUUCUUCAUAGGGUUCGCGACGCUGUGUGGAGUCGUCCCAGGCGUGAUCGGCUACUGCGUGAUGCAGGCCACCAACUCCCGCAACGAGCAGCUUGAAGCUCAGCUUCGCAAGUCCGCCAGACCAGAAUCUUUGAUGAUGGGACAAGUCAAUCGGGAGAGACUCGCUGAAUAUCUUGGGGAGUUGCAGCGGAAGGAGGACACGAAUGAUCGAUAUGUAGCUGCUUUAAGAGGAGAGACUUUGACAAGAAACCCUUAUGUAAGGAUUCAGCCGAUACCCAAGCAAACUGCCGAUGCUGACAAGGAAAAGAAUGCUGAGAAGGAAAAGAAAUAAGUAGGCCAACAAGUUGUGAAUGUUUUAUUGGAAGGUUUGUGUUUCGUGAAACCAAUGAAACAUCUCAAAAUCAUAUUGUAUACUUGGUGUGACUCUUUUCUUUGUGGAUUUUGGGUGUUACUAUUGUUUUGGAAGAAAACAUUCAUGUGCCUUCUUUCAUCACAUGCAUCUGGAAAAAAACAACUAGGCUAUGUUUGCAUCUUAAUGCUUUGAGACCUUUCUUGGGUAGGCCUUUUUUAGUAUUAAAAGUUUUAUGAUUCUCGUCCUUAUUAUUUUGGAUCUUGGUUAUUUUUAUCAAGAAACAUUAUGGCUGCA